GUCAGUGCGCCGUCGCGCUGCACAUAGAGGGAAGGAAGCCACGUUGACAUCAAUUAGUGUCUUCAUCGUUUGAUAAACUAGAACACCGAACCGAAUCUUCCGUUCACCGUGAAUCUCGGCGGAGGUGUGUCUGUCAUCAGGAUGAGUGUGGGCUUCAUCGGAGCGGGUCAGCUGGCACAUGCCCUGGUCAAGGGCUUCACAGCGGCGGGUGUAAUUGCGGCGAACAGAAUCACAGCGAGUUCACCGGACACAGAUCUGCCGACAGUCUCCGGCCUGCGGAAAAUGGGCAUCAAUUUCACUACCAGCAACAAAGAAGCGACACACAAGAGCGAUGUUCUAUUCCUGGCCGUCAAACCGCACAUCAUCCCGUUCGUUCUGGAUGAAAUCGGUCCAGAUAUCGAGGACCGUCACUUGAUCGUCUCCUGCGCCGCUGGAGUCACUAUCAGCUCUAUUGAGAAGAAGCUGCUCCAGUACCGCGCGGCUCCUAAAGUGAUGCGCUGCAUGACGAACACGCCGGUGGUGGUGCGUGAGGGAGCGACGGUUUACGCCACAGGAACUCAUGCCGAGGUGGAGGACGGGAAGCUCCUGGAGCAGCUGAUGGCCAGCGUGGGCUUCUGCACCGAAGUUGAGGAGGAUCUGAUCGACGCCGUGACGGGCCUCAGCGGCAGCGGACCUGCUUACGCGUUCACGGCUCUUGAUGCUCUGGCUGACGGCGGGGUGAAGAUGGGGUUGCCACGGCGACUGGCGGUCAGACUGGGAGCACAAGCUUUACUGGGAGCAGCUAAGAUGCUUCUGGACUCGGAGCAGCACCCGGGACAGCUGAAGGACAACGUCUGCUCACCAGGUGGCGCUACCAUCCACGCACUGCACUUUCUGGAGAGCGGAGGCUUCCGGAGUCUCCUCAUCAACGCCGUGGAGGCCUCCUGCAUCCGGACCAGGGAGCUGCAGUUUCUGGCCGAUCAGGAGAAGAUCUCCCCCGCCGCCAUCAAGAAGACAACGCUGGAUAAAGUGCUGCAGCAGCCGGGCGUCUCGUCCACAUCAGUCGCCACCAAGAGCAGAGUGAACCUGUUCAACAACAGGAGCGGCGUCAAGAAGUGAACACACGCACACACAGGACGAUACAAGAACUGUGCUGCCUGUCCACACACACAUUCAGAUUGAAUGCAUUAUGGGUCUGUGCUUGUGCUGACAGUGCGCCUCCUGUUACACUGGUACAGUAUUACACCGGGAAACACGUGUCAUAAAGAGUGUUAUUAACAUUAUUAUUAUUAUUAUUAUUAACACCUUCAUAUCUUUAAAGUCCAUGAAAAUUCAAAGGGAAUAAUGGAAAUCGUUUCCAGAUGGGUUUUUAUGUCUAUGGUCACUUUGUUCUAGGAUGAAACUGGACGCAUGACAUAUUUUGACUCACGUUUUGCACACAUGAACUGUCAGACUUGUUGAUUUUGUUUUGGUUAACAAGAUAUCAGAACUUCCUUAAGCUACGCCCUGGCAACAACUCUAAACACCCUAUAGCAAUGCCCUGGCAAAACCUCAAAACACCCUAUAGCAAUGCCCUGA
Molecule: messenger RNA, 1557 nt
Organism: Sinocyclocheilus grahami
Lineage: Eukaryota; Metazoa; Chordata; Actinopteri; Cypriniformes; Cyprinidae
Product: pyrroline-5-carboxylate reductase 1, mitochondrial-like
Exons: 8
Coding region: 142-1098 (318 amino acids)
Biological process (GO): L-proline biosynthetic process
Molecular function (GO): pyrroline-5-carboxylate reductase activity
Source: RefSeq, a predicted model, not a curated record